Pseudogymnoascus verrucosus is the source of this 1877-nucleotide messenger RNA. RefSeq lists its product as uncharacterized. Bases 215 to 1789 code for a protein of 524 amino acids. The record is from RefSeq and is a predicted model, not a curated record. Lineage: Eukaryota; Fungi; Ascomycota; Leotiomycetes; Thelebolales; Thelebolaceae. The transcript has a single exon.
CAUCACUUUAAGCAUUCGAUUUUAGUUUGUUAAUAUGGACCGUAGUAUUCGUCCUGACCUUGGAGAUGUGAACAUGGUUUUGUUCGGAAACCGGUUCUCGAGACCUGCGGCAUUAGAACCAUGCAGGUAUUCCUGCAACCCCUGCAGUGCUUCCGAGUGGCUAGUUUACCGCUGUGAAGUGACGAAAUAGUAGUGGACAUGAUGAGUAAAUCGUAUGUCCCAACCUGUAAGUCAACUUCUAUCCACAAUUCUACGGCUCUUACCUAGUCUUCUCAUGGCGAUGAGUAGCAGCCUCAUCACACGAAAGAUAUCACCUCAGUUCUCCUUCUUAGCGGCCCGUGAUAGUGAUAGUGUGAUCAGUCUCGUCCUCUAUAUAUCUACGAUUGUCUUGUGGUAUCUUUUAACAUCUCCAACAACUAUUCAAAUUACCAUUGGGAUAUUAGCAGUUCUAGCUAUCACUACACUAUGUAUUAAAGAUCUAUUCACGAUGUCCAGCCCCAAAGCACCCCGGACGCCGCUCAAGCCUACCGAUAAGGCCAACGGAACUCCUAAAUCUCCAGACUCAAUAAAGAAGAUGACCUCGACACAACCCGAUGCAGGAAAUGUAGUAAAAAGGCGUGUUCCAUCUCAAAAGGUAAAAGCAGACACUACGACGCCAAAUAAUGCAGUUUCUCCGCAGACACCACGGCCAAAGCCGCCCAAGUCAUUGGAAGACCAGCUCCCUCAGACUCCAACCCCUGACCGAAGCUCAAAACGCCAGCCUACAACUGACGCACCGCCUCCCAAAUUUAAAGCUGCCACUUCUGGUCAGGGGGACGCAGCAAAAACAGCUGUUAAGAAAGUGAAAAAAACUUCGCCGCCGGUAGAUGUUGAGACUGCAAAGCGGGACCACGUUGAUGGAACUCAAAGUGAAGUGAAAAGGGUUAAGAAACAGGCGCCACAACCUCUGCAAGAACCAAACCAUUUUCAAAACGAUGUUGAAAAGCGGACGCCAAAGUUCAAGGCACUGGAUCUCGACUUUGGAGAAACACCAAAGUCGGUGAAGAGGAAGAAGCCCGCGCCUCCACCUCCCGAACUAGAACAAGAACCGGAGCGCGAAUAUGAGGCUGUAUCUGAUCAUGAUGAAGUGGAACAUAAAGAUAAUGAAGACGAAGAAAACAAAAAUAACUACCACGAAGAAUCAGGCAAUGAAGAAGAGCCCGAGCUUGGAUAUAGCGAGGAAGAGGGCCAUAAUGAAGCAGGUAGCGAUUGGGAUGGGGAACACGAACCCCACGAUGACGAUAUAGAUGAAGACUACGAAGGGCAUAGCGAAGGGGGACAUGGUUAUGUCACAGAUGGGGAACAGGAUAUGCAAAAUGAGCAUAGCGAUAGCUUUUCAGCACCGUUAGGAAGUACGAACGACGAAGCAAACAACCCUGCUCCUAUCUCCACAAACAACGCGUCAAAGCCAACCAAGGGCAGUAAACACAAGGAACAGAAGAUUACACCUGUAGCUGGCGGCACAACAGGAGAAAAGGUCCCGGGUCUCCUCGAGGAUCUCGUUGCGAAGCCUGAUGCGGUCUUUGGAGACGAUACGGAUACGCUCGAUGUUUCUCAGGUGGAUGUUCGUAAUGGCGAUGGAGAUACGAAGGGAGCGGGUUCGAGUCGUGUAGCGGGAAAUUCUACUGUGCUUCAGAGCGGCGGGGGUGGAGGUAUUGGGAUUACUGCGAAUGGGAUAGAGAUCAAUGUGCAGACGACGAAGGAAGGAACAACUGUAACGAUCAAGAUUCCGGGGGCGUCGCAGCAGUAGGAGGAGAUAAGGUGGUAUUUCAUUCUUAUAGCCUCAUGCUAGAUAUAAGGUAGGUAACUUAUUAAAUAACGAUGAAUUUGAAAAUUCG